UGUUUUUGUCGUGUAGAGAAAGCAACAAAUCUCAAUAUGCCUGAACCAGCGAAAUCUGCUCCAGCUCCUAAGAAGGGGUCUAAGAAGGCUGUUACUAAGACCCAGAAAAAGGGAGAUAAGAAGCGUAGAAAGACUAGGAAGGAAAGCUACUCAAUCUACGUGUACAAAGUGCUGAAACAAGUUCACCCAGACACUGGUAUUUCUUCAAAGGCUAUGGGGAUCAUGAACUCCUUUGUGAAUGAUAUUUUCGAGCGUAUCGCAGGGGAGGCGUCUCGUCUGGCGCAUUACAACAAGCGCUCGACCAUCACUUCCCGGGAGAUUCAGACCGCUGUAAGACUGCUGCUGCCGGGCGAGCUGGCCAAACACGCGGUGUCUGAGGGUACUAAGGCUGUUACCAAGUACACUAGCUCUAAGUAG
Messenger RNA from Chelonia mydas (Green sea turtle), 417 nucleotides. Its product is annotated as histone H2B 8. Gene Ontology annotation, molecular function: structural constituent of chromatin; DNA binding; protein heterodimerization activity. NCBI's taxonomy places the organism in Eukaryota, Metazoa, Chordata, Testudines, Cheloniidae. Gene Ontology annotation, cellular component: nucleosome. The coding region runs from base 37 to 417 and encodes 126 amino acids. The record is from RefSeq and is a predicted model, not a curated record. The transcript has a single exon.